AUGGACUCCGUCAAUUUUAUUAUCGGCACUAAUAUCAGGUUUAGCGCUAAGGACCUGGACAAGUACACCAAUCCGUUCAAAUAUUUCAUCCCGGAGAGACGUUGGCUUAUACAAAGAAUGCAGGCGGGAUACUCUUUCACAGUUGUAAGCAAGUCGCUACGCCAUAUCAUCGAGAGCAAUCUAGGCUCGGCGGAAUACGUGAUCAGCUCUGGGGAAGAGAUGUGGAGCAUGGGAUUCGAAGUCUUGCUGUUCGUGACCAAGGACGAGACUUUCGUCUCAUGCGACACGGAUUUCAUGCCGGAUGCUCUCUUCUUUGGCUCGGAAGACAGUGGAUCAGUGGAGGUGCAUAACACAGACGAGCCUCGAGCAAGACGUGUCAUGAAGAAGCUGAACGGGGCGCCACUCACGAUUGUGUGUCCUCUAGUGACGGCGAGCAUCAAGUCCCCAAUGGUCCUUAACUCAAUCUCCUACUGGAAGCCAUUCCAUACCAAGAACAUCAAGGUCUAUACCAUUGACAAGGAGUCUUCGUACGCCCACAUGACUGUGGGGAGAUGCAAAAUCAAGAGAACUAUUCCGAGGUGUAGUUGGGACGAGGGUAUCAAAGCGACCGCGUGGAGUAUCCAGCUCGGGAGCGGCGACCGCGACAGGACCUAUUACGAUAUAGACACGGUAUGA
Molecule: messenger RNA, 675 nt
Organism: Zymoseptoria tritici IPO323
Lineage: Eukaryota; Fungi; Ascomycota; Dothideomycetes; Mycosphaerellales; Mycosphaerellaceae
Exons: 1
Coding region: 1-675 (224 amino acids)
Source: RefSeq, a predicted model, not a curated record